This is a messenger RNA of Cordyceps militaris CM01, 876 nucleotides long. Its product is annotated as thioesterase. The record is from RefSeq and is a predicted model, not a curated record. The transcript has 3 exons. The coding region runs from base 1 to 876 and encodes 291 amino acids. Lineage: Eukaryota; Fungi; Ascomycota; Sordariomycetes; Hypocreales; Cordycipitaceae.
AUGUUUAGCCAACGAAUUGUCCGCCCUGGCCGUCGACUGGCGCAGGCAGCGACUCGAUCCACAGCCCGGAACGGCACGGUGAGACGAGGCUUUGCUGGCGAGGCCAGCUCCACGUCUGCUUCCUCGAAAACUACCGCCCCUCCUCCUCCUCCUCCUCCUCCUCGAAACAACUCUGGCAGCAGGAUUGCCCUCUACGGACUCGUCUUCACAAGCCUCGGCGCCGCCGCCACCUGGAAAAUCAUGACCCAAGCCGGCAUGGGCUUCUACUCCGACUCGGACAGCAACGAGCGGGCCGCCGCGCACGCCGCAGCCCACGGCGACGACACGGCGCAGCGCAUCGAGGCCGCCAUCAACGCGCACCCGCUCGUGGCCGCGCUGCGCGCACAGCCCGAGAUGACGGAGUCGCGGCCGCACAUGAAGAUGCCGGCAUCGUACCGGCAGCACACGCUGACGGGCGGCGCGCUGCUCGGCCCCGGUAAGCUCGCGGUGCCGCCCUUUUCGUGGACCGAGGACGGCGGCCGCUCGCUCGUCGGCGUGUCGUACGUCGGCGCCGAGCUGUGCGGUCACCCGGGCAUCGUGCACGGCGGCCUCAUCGCCACCAUGCUCGACGAGGGCCUCGCGCGCUGCUGCUUUGGCGCCCUGCCGCACAACAUUGGCGUCACGGCCAACCUCAACAUCGACUACCGCAAGCCCAUGCCUGCCGAUAGCUUCCUCGUGCUGCGCGCGACAACGACAAAGGUGGACGGCCGCAAGGCCUGGGUCAAGGGCCAUAUUGAGCUGUUGCAGGACGAGGGCGCGAAGCCCAUCAUCUUUGCGGAAGCCACGGCCAUGUUUGUGUCGCCCAAACACGCGGCGGCCAUGCCCAAAAUCCAGUAA